AUGGCAGCGAGUGCAUCUCCAAUGGCGAGCCAGCUAAGGAGCAGCUUCUCCUCAGCUUCUAUCGCAAGGCGUCUCGCCGUCCCAAAGGGCAUCUCCGGCGCUCCUUUCGCUGUCUCUCCGACCAAAAGAGUCUCUUCCUUCACCGUCCGAGCUGUUCAGGCCGACAAGCCAACAUUCCAAGUGGUUCAACCAAUCAACGGUGAUCCAUUCAUCGGAAGUUUGGAGACUCCGGUGACGUCAAGCCCAUUGAUCGCAUGGUACCUCUCAAAUCUCCCGGCUUACCGGACCGCAGUCAACCCUCUCCUCCGUGGUGUCGAAGUGGGUUUGGCCCAUGGUUUCCUCUUAGUAGGCCCAUUUGUCAAAGCUGGCCCAUUAAGGAACACUCCUUACGCCGGCUCAGCUGGCUCUUUGGCCGCAGCUGGACUCGUAGUCAUCCUCAGCAUGUGCCUCACCAUCUACGGAAUCUCUUCUUUCAAGGAAGGAGACCCUUCGAUCGCACCCGGUUUGACUUUGACCGGACGUAAGAAGCAGCCUGACCAGCUUCAGACUGCUGAUGGAUGGGCUAAGUUCACCGGAGGGUUCUUCUUCGGUGGGAUCUCUGGGGUGACUUGGGCUUACUUCCUUCUCUACGUUCUUGACCUUCCUUACUACGUCAAAUAA
Molecule: messenger RNA, 660 nt
Organism: Microthlaspi erraticum
Lineage: Eukaryota; Viridiplantae; Streptophyta; Magnoliopsida; Brassicales; Brassicaceae
Source: the annotation of a GenBank genome assembly